Molecule: messenger RNA, 5593 nt
Organism: Anolis carolinensis (green anole)
Lineage: Eukaryota; Metazoa; Chordata; Lepidosauria; Squamata; Anolidae
Gene: tnks2
Product: tankyrase 2
Exons: 27
Coding region: 135-3677 (1180 amino acids)
Biological process (GO): protein localization to ciliary inversin compartment
Cellular component (GO): nucleus; ciliary inversin compartment; cytoplasm
Molecular function (GO): protein binding; NAD+ poly-ADP-ribosyltransferase activity
Source: RefSeq, a predicted model, not a curated record
GCGCGCGCACCCUGGCUGUUCCGCUUCCCCUCCCACCGGGGCCGCUGAGGCCAUCGACGCAGAGGCCGCUUCUUUCUAUGGCGGGCCCCGAGGUGUGAGUGGGAGCCUGGGGAGGAGGAGGAGGCAGAGAAGGCAUGGCUGGGCGGAGGGGCGCGGGCGGGGCUCCGGGGGCCCCCCUGGGGGAGGCGCUGCGCCCCUCCUCGGCCUCAUGCUUCGGCGGCGUCUCUUCUUCCUCCUCCUUCUCGGAGCCUGCCCGCGAGCUCUUCGAGGCCUGCCGCAACGGCGACGUGGAGCGCGUGAAGCGGCUCGUGAGGCCUGAGAACGUCAACGGCAGAGACACGGCUGGCAGGAAGUCCAGCCCCCUCCAUUUCGCCGCAGGUUUUGGUCGAAGGGAUGUUGUGGAAUAUUUGCUUCAGAGUGGUGCUAAUGUUCAUGCGCGAGAUGACGGAGGACUCAUUCCACUCCAUAAUGCCUGCUCGUUUGGUCAUGCGGAAGUUGUUAAUCUUCUCUUGCGCCAUGGUGCAGAUCCUAAUUCCCGGGACAAUUGGAACUAUACUCCUCUUCAUGAAUCUGCCAUUAAGGGAAAAAUUGACGUCUGCAUAGUGCUGCUGCAACAUGGUGCUGAUCCAGCCAUUCGUAAUACAGAUGGGAGAACAGCACUAGACCUUGCAGACCCAUCAGCAAAAGCAGUACUUACAGGUGAAUACAAGAAAGAUGAACUCUUAGAAAGCGCCAGGAGUGGAAAUGAAGAAAAAUUAAUGGCUUUGCUCACACCGCUAAAUGUUAAUUGUCAUGCAAGUGACGGCAGAAAGUCAACUCCACUACACUUAGCGGCAGGUUAUAAUCGUGUUAAGAUUGUUCAGCUUCUGUUGCAGCAUGGAGCAGAUGUACAUGCAAAGGAUAAAGGUGAUCUGGUACCUCUUCACAAUGCUUGCUCCUAUGGUCAUUAUGAAGUAACUGAACUUUUAGUAAAGCAUGGAGCCUGUGUAAAUGCAAUGGAUCUGUGGCAAUUCACUCCUCUGCAUGAAGCAGCUUCUAAGAAUAGAGUGGAAGUAUGUUCUCUCUUGCUGAGCUAUGGUGCUGAUCCCACAUUAUUGAACUGCCAUAACAAAAGUACAAUUGAUUUGGCCCCAACACCUCAAUUAAAAGAACGGCUGGCGUAUGAAUUCAAGGGACAUUCAUUGUUACAAGCUGCAAGAGAAUCGGAUGUAGCGCGAGUAAAAAAACAUCUUUCUCUUGAGAUUGUGAAUUUCAAACAUCCUCAGACUCAUGAAACUGCCUUGCACUGUGCUGCUGCCUCACCAUAUCAAAAAAGAAAACAAGUCUGUGAGCUACUUCUACGAAAAGGAGCCAAUAUCAAUGAGAAGACAAAAGACUUCCUGACACCUCUCCAUGUUGCCUCAGAAAAAGGUCAUAAUGAUGUUAUAGAAGUAGUUGUGAAACAUGAAGCAAAGGUCAACGCUUUGGAUAAUCUUGGCCAGACAUCUCUCCAUAGAGCAGCACACUGUGGCCAUCUACAGACAUGCCGGCUGUUGUUGAGCUCUGGCUGUGAUCCAUCAAUUGUGUCACUGCAAGGUUUCACAGCCUCACAGAUGGGAAAUGAAAGCAUCCAGCAGCUAUUACAAGAAGGUGUUCCUUUAGGCAAUUCGGAAGCAGACCGACAGUUGUUGGAAGCUGCCAAAGCAGGAGAUAUGGACACAGUAAAAAAGUUAUGCACAGUACAGAGUGUGAAUUGCCGAGAUAUAGAAGGGCGUCAAUCCACACCACUUCACUUUGCAGCUGGAUACAAUAGAGUAUCUGUAGUUGAGUAUCUUCUGCAGCAUGGAGCUGAUGUUCACGCAAAAGACAAGGGAGGCCUUGUUCCUUUGCACAAUGCAUGUUCUUAUGGACAUUAUGAAGUGGCUGAAUUACUUGUUAAACAUGGUGCAGUUGUCAAUGUAGCUGAUUUAUGGAAGUUCACCCCUUUACAUGAAGCUGCUGCAAAGGGAAAAUAUGAGAUUUGUAAACUCCUCCUACAACAUGGGGCUGACCCCACAAAGAAAAACAGAGAUGGGAACACCCCACUAGACCUUGUUAAAGAUGGUGAUACAGAUAUUCAGGAUCUCCUUAGAGGAGAUGCAGCUUUGCUAGAUGCAUCAAAGAAGGGCUGCUUGGCUCGGGUGAAGAAACUCUGUUCUCCUGAUAAUGUAAAUUGCCGUGAUACACAAGGUCGGCACUCCACACCAUUACAUUUAGCAGCUGGAUACAAUAAUUUAGAGGUUGCUGAAUACCUGUUACAGCAUGGAGCUGAUGUAAACGCACAGGACAAAGGGGGUCUUAUUCCUCUGCACAAUGCAGCAUCCUAUGGACAUGUAGAUGUAGCAGCUUUGCUUAUAAAGUAUCAUGCGUGUGUGAAUGCUACAGACAAAUGGGCUUUCACACCUUUGCAUGAAGCAGCCCAGAAAGGAAGGACACAGCUUUGUGCCUUAGUAUUAGCACAUGGAGCUGAUCCUACUCUGAAAAACCAGGAAGGACAAACGCCAUUAGACCUAGUCACCGCAGAUGAUGUUAGUGCAUUAUUGACAGCUGCCAUGCCACUUUCUGCCUUGCCAUCUUGUUACAAGCCUCAGGUUAUCAAUGUGUCUCAAAAUACAGGGUCUUCAGCUGAUUCACUUUCAUCCAUUCCAUCCAGCCCUUCUAAUUUGUCAGCUGCCAGUAGCCUUGAUAAUUUAUCUGGUAGCUUUUCUGAACUCUCAGUUGUUAGUGCAAAUGGUGCUGAAGGGGCUGCUGGUUUGGAGAAAAAAGAAGUUCCAGGUGUAGAUUUUAGCAUAAAUCAGUUUGUGAGAAAUCUUGGACUUGAACAUCUGAUUGAUAUCUUUGAGAGAGAGCAGAUAACAUUAGACAUACUCAUUGAGAUGGGACACAAAGAAUUAAAGGAAAUUGGAAUUAAUGCUUAUGGCCAUAGACACAAAAUAAUUAAAGGGAUUGAGAGAUUAAUUUCAGGACAGCAAGGUCUUAACACCUACUUAACUUUGAAUACAUCAGGUAGUGGAACAAUCCUUAUAGAUCUCUCUCUGGAUGAUAAAGAGUUUCAAUCUGUAGAAGAAGAGAUGCAGAGCACUGUUCGAGAACACAGAGAUGGCGGACAUGCUGGUGGCGUUUUCAACAGAUACAAUAUCUUAAAGAUUCAAAAAGUGUGUAAUAAAAAACUCUGGGAAAGAUACACUCAUAGGAGGAAAGAAGUAUCUGAAGAGAAUCAUAACCAUGCGAAUGAAAGGAUGUUGUUCCAUGGUUCCCCUUUUGUGAAUGCAAUUAUUCAUAAAGGUUUUGAUGAAAGACAUGCUUACAUAGGUGGGAUGUUUGGAGCUGGUAUUUAUUUUGCUGAAAAUUCUUCCAAAAGCAACCAAUAUGUGUAUGGCAUUGGAGGGGGCACUGGUUGCCCAAUUCACAAAGACAGGUCUUGUUAUGUCUGCCAUAGGCAUUUGCUAUUUUGCCGUGUGACGUUGGGCAAGUCUUUUCUGCAGUUCAGUGCAAUGAAAAUGGCUCAUUCCCCUCCAGGACACCAUUCGGUUACUGGACGGCCGAGCGUGAAUGGGUUGGCUUUAGCAGAAUAUGUCAUCUACAGAGGAGAGCAGGCCUAUCCGGAAUAUUUGAUCACCUACCAGAUUGUAAAGCCUGAACCUGCCACAGAAGCGUGAACCAAGGUGUUCUGCAGAGAUCAACAUGAAGAAUACUCAAAUUGCUGAAAAAUUGUAUCUUGUCCCCCCCACAGGCAUUUGUGGUAGAAAAAAUGUGAAUAAAAUCUAACAUUUUAACUUGAUAAAGCUUUAAUAAAUGUAUAGUAAGUUUUCUAAAGAGAAAAAAAAUCUGAAACUUCUUUUUUUCAGCACUUUAACAGAUCUCAUUCCAGGUGACACUGGGUUUGUCUGUACUAAAUUAUAAAACCCAUAAUAACUUGAACUAUGUUUUCUAUACGUUAUACCAGUGAGAUUUAACAACUGUUGCUACAAGGAACUCAUUUUACUAAUACUGUGUUCUUUAAAACACUGCAUUUUCACAGAGUACAGUUGCAUUUGUAAAACUGUAAAUAAGAGCUUUUCUACUAGUCUGGUAUUUAUUUACAUUGUUUUUGUAAUAUAAAUGUUUCAGAACUGCGAUUUACAUGAAUCUUGGUUUUAGACAUUGUAUUUACCCACCUGCAUUUCACCGCAUGCAGUAAUUUGGAGGACCCCCCCCUCCCCCGCCCAAUAUGAUUUUUAUUCAUUAUGAAGACUUAUAAAAUCCAGGUAAUCUGCUUCAUUCAUCUGGAUUAUAUGGCAGUAUAGAAGGGGCCUAAGCAAACACUUAAAUAUCUAAUUGGAGUUUAGUAGAGGAUAAAUAUGUUCUAGUUGAUUGUCCAGGCAUCAUACACAUUCCUGAGAAACCAGGCCCAACAUUCCAAUUUCUCAACAAAACUAGCACAUCUUUAAAAUAUUUACUGGAAACAGGGUUACAUAAGCUGGUAGUAUGUAUACAUGCAGCUAAACUGUGGAGGACACAUUUCAUAUGAAGGUGUGUGUGUGUGUGUGUGUGUGUGUGUCUUUGUGCAUACACACACACAUAUAUUUUUAUCUUUUUCUGUUUAGCAGUACAAAGCUGAGCAUAGAGAUGACAUGAGGUUGGGUUUGAACAUGCUUUUGCAUGCUGGGCUUUGUGAGUGAAGUCUGUUAGGAUUGCACUUUUCUACAUUUUUGUUGAUUACACUUCUAGUUUUCUAGCUUUCUAUGAGACCUUUUCCCCACCAAAGUCCCUCAAGACAAAGGGCAGUAAAUGAAGUUUCUUCGAGGCACUGACAACUUCUUCAGACACCUUCCUAAUAAUCCACUCUCUUUAUUCAGUUCCUUCCAGGAUUAUUUAACUAUUUGAGAGACUGUAAAUAGAAAUCAAAUGUAACUUUAUUAGUCCAGUUUUCAGUUACACAUUUUGACUGGGGUCCUUCGGUAUAUAGGGAAAUUUUAAUUGUUAUCUAAAUCACACUAGUUUUACAAAGUUUGCUAAGACUGGUUGGACUCUCUGGUCUGUGUGGUGAUUUUAGAUUUGAAUCUUAAAUCAUGGGGCUGCCCAUUAUGUCGGUGCAUGGAUGGUUAUAAAAAUCAUGUCCAAAAUGUGUUAAAUAUCACUUCAUGCGAUCACUGCUAUGAGCAAUACAAAAAAUACUGUUGAUUACAAGGGGUUUUAAUUUGUAUUGUACUCUUUCACUGCAUGUUUUCCACUCAUUAGCUUAGCCAAAUGCUGGAAUGGAGUGUCCAUACAAAAUCUGCUAAGUAUGAUUUAAGCAUUGAGGGCUUUGUUUUAUUGCGGAAAAUGUUUCAUUUGUUAUGAAUGAUUAUUUAAUGUGAUGUAAAUUAUUGUGGCAUUGGUAGCAUUUAAAAUGGUACCAUGAGGUUGGUUAGAAUGUUUUUAAUUUUGCAUGACAUAUCGUUUUCUGAAGUCAGAAUAACAUAAUGGUUUUGAUUGUGUUGACUUGAGGUGAAUUCUAGCCUCCUGUGCAAUUAGUGCUUAAUCAUCUUGAACGUGUCUUGUAUUGUGUUACAUUCCAUACCAUUCAACCCUAAAUAAACUUCAUUCACAAGUC